GCCAGAGUCAAGUACGUUGACUAUAUUUUACCGACCGGUGCAUUGGAUAGCAAAAUCAUUUUGUUUUCUGAUGUGCAGCUGAAAGCACACAAUAUCAGUUAAUUUAGUUUAGACAUAUAAAAUCUUACAAUGGCUGACGAAGACGUAGCUGCGCUUGUUAUUGAUAAUGGAUCUGGUAUGUGUAAAGCCGGUUUCGCCGGUGAUGAUGCUCCAAGGGCUGUUUUCCCCUCCAUUGUUGGACGACCAAGACAUCAGGGUGUCAUGGUUGGUAUGGGACAGAAAGACAGUUAUGUUGGAGAUGAAGCCCAAUCCAAAAGAGGUAUCCUCACCUUGAAAUACCCCAUUGAACACGGUAUCGUCACCAACUGGGAUGAUAUGGAAAAGAUCUGGCAUCACACUUUCUACAAUGAACUUCGAGUUGCUCCAGAAGAACAUCCCGUCCUUUUAACUGAAGCUCCCCUCAAUCCCAAAGCCAACAGAGAAAAGAUGACCCAAAUCAUGUUUGAAACCUUCAAUUCACCAGCUAUGUAUGUUGCUAUCCAAGCUGUAUUAUCCUUGUACGCUUCUGGUCGUACCACCGGUAUUGUACUGGAUUCUGGUGAUGGUGUCAGCCACACUGUACCCAUCUAUGAAGGUUAUGCCCUUCCCCACGCUAUCCAGAGAUUGGAUUUGGCUGGUAGAGAUUUGACCGAUUACUUGAUGAAAAUCUUGACCGAGAGAGGUUACUCAUUCACUACCACAGCUGAGAGAGAAAUUGUCCGAGAUAUCAAGGAAAAGUUAUGUUAUGUUGCUCUUGAUUUUGAACAAGAAAUGCAAACGGCUGCCACGUCAUCAUCUUUGGAAAAGAGUUAUGAACUUCCUGAUGGUCAAGUCAUCACUAUUGGUAACGAAAGAUUCCGAUGCCCAGAAGCUAUGUUCCAACCAUCUUUCUUAGGUAUGGAAUCUUCUGGUAUUCAUGAAACAACUUUCAAUUCUAUAAUGAAAUGUGAUGUUGAUAUCCGUAAAGACUUGUAUGCCAAUACUGUAUUAUCUGGAGGUUCUACCAUGUAUCCUGGUAUUGCCGACAGAAUGCAGAAAGAAAUCACCUCUUUGGCGCCUAGCACAAUGAAGAUUAAAAUUAUUGCCCCACCAGAGAGAAAAUAUUCCGUAUGGAUUGGUGGCUCUAUUUUGGCUUCUCUCUCGACCUUCCAACAGAUGUGGAUCUCCAAACAAGAAUAUGAUGAAUCCGGCCCCGCAAUCGUCCACAGAAAGUGCUUCUAAAUUAUGGAGAUAUUACAUAUUUAGUAAUGACACAAACACUACGGACAAAAAGAAAAAUUCCUACGGCACAGGAAUGGAAAGUUUAUGGGUCCUCCCCCAAAGUGACAAGACCCUGUGUUCCACUAUUGGUGUGCUGCCCUGCGGACCUGCAAGAGAUCUGAAGAGUGUGCGUGCCGUUGAUUUUUAAAAACAGUUUUUAAAUGAACAUUUUCUAAUUCAAACAAAGUAAUUUCUAUUAUGUUAAUGAUUUCCCUUUUCCAAUGUUUUCCAUUCCAUUUUACAUUUUUACCUUGUUUCGUGGUCUUUUAAAAAAACAUAAAAGUUUUAUGUUUAAUUGCAACCAUGUGUGAUUGAAAAUUGAACUGUUACAUUAAUCGACAUAAUUGACAUAAAAAAUUUGUACAUUUAUUGUUAA
This is a messenger RNA of Patella vulgata (common limpet), 1675 nucleotides long. RefSeq names its product actin, cytoplasmic. Lineage: Eukaryota; Metazoa; Mollusca; Gastropoda; Patellidae. The record is from RefSeq and is a predicted model, not a curated record. The transcript is spliced from 2 exons. Bases 130 to 1260 code for a protein of 376 amino acids.